CAUGUUUUAUUGCUCUAAUUCUCUAACCAAUAAUCUUAGUUAUUGUGUGCAACAACUAUCAAGUACAAAACUUACAGCUUUUAAGAAGAAAAAAUUGCACAAAACAAAUAACAUCACCAAAAAAAAAAAAGUUAAUCCAUGUAUUUAAUCAACUAGAGGCAAAAGACUAUAAUUAAUAUCAUAAUUAAAAUUAGAAAAAUAAUUUGGGUUGACCAUGAUCCUAAUCAUGCAAACUAGAAGCAUGUCAGUAAAUGACCACAAAACACAUUCUCUCCAUGUUUUAAUGUCGGAAUAUAACUCCAAAAAACUUUUACAUUCAUAACAUUACUUGGCUGUUUUAGAUUCCCAAGACCUCACGAAUUAACUUAAUUUAAUCAUCUCACUAAUCAAUUAAUUUACUCACUAAUCAAUCAUUUUAAUCUAACUUUAUUUCUUUCUUAUAGAAUAAGAACCUGCCACUUUUCUUCCCUAAUCUCUGAUCAUCAUAACCUCCAAAACACCCCCCAUUUUAUCCAAAAAAAUCACACAAAAAUGUCUUCAUAACAAGAAAAAUUUAAAGGGAAGAAAGAUUUGAUUGAGCAAAAUGCAAAUGAAGAACAAAGUUUUCAUCUUUUUGUGUUUUUGUUCAUUUUGUGUUUCUCUUGUUUUAGCAACACCAAAUGAUGAACUCUUAACUUUGUUAUCAAUGAAGGACUCCUUCAUUGAUCCCUUGAAUCAGCUCAAAGAUUGGACUAACACCACUAAAAACCCGGCUUCGCAUUGCGAAUGGAAAGGUGUUUGGUGCAACUCUCAAGGUUUUGUAGAUAAACUUGAUCUUUCCAACAUGAACAUAAGUGGGAAGAUACCAGAUAACAUACAAAACCUUAAGAGUUUGACAGUUCUUAAUCUUUGUUGCAAUGCAUUUGCUUCAUCUUUGCCUAAAUCCCUUUCUAAUCUCACCACAUUAGUAAGCCUUGAUCUUAGCCAAAAUGACUUCAUUGGUAGGUUUCCUGCAGGUUUCAGUGAAGCAAAAGGACUAGUUACACUCAAUGCUUCUAGUAACAACUUUGAGGGUAACUUACCUGAUGAUCUAGGCUUUUGUAACUCCCUCGAAGUGCUUGACUUUCGAGGGAGUUUCUUCGAGGGAUCGAUCCCUACUUCCUUUCGAAACCUUCAGAAUCUGAAGUUUUUAGGCCUGUCAGGAAAUAAUCUUACAGGGGAACUUCCUCCUGAACUUGGUUCUCUGUCAUCUUUAGAGACUAUGAUUCUUGGGUAUAAUGAGUUUAAUGGUUCUAUACCUUCAGAAUUCGGAAACUUGAGUAAUCUGCAGUACUUAGACUUAGCUGUUGGAAGUUUAAGUGGGAAAAUUCCUGCACAACUUGGGAUGUUACAGAAGCUUGACACAGUUUAUCUGUACAUGAAUGAGUUUGAGGGGGCUCUUCCAUGGGAAUUGGGAAACAUUUCGUCGUUGCUGUUCUUUGAUGUUUCGGAUAAUCGAAUUUCAGGGGAAAUUCCAAAGAGUUUUGGGAGGUUGAAGAAUCUGCAGCUUCUGAACUUGAUGUGCAACAAGCUGACAGGUGAAGUACCAAGUGAGAUUGGUAAUUUAACCAACUUACAAGCUCUUUCAUUGUGGAAAAACUCUCUGACAGGUCAUUUGCCUGUGAAUUUAGGUAAAAAUUCCCCUAUGAAAUUUCUUGAUGUUUCAUCAAAUUCUUUGUCAGGUGAAAUUCCUCCCAAUCUUUGUGAUUCUGGCAAUCUCACAAAACUUAUACUCUUUAACAAUUCUUUCUCUGGUCCUAUACCUUUAAGCCUUUCGAAAUGUGCAUCAUUAGUCAGAGUCAGAAUACAGAACAACCAGUUUUCUGGUAGUAUUCCUGCUGGUUUAGGUACCUUACCUAACCUUGAGAGGCUAGAGUUAGGAAACAACAAUCUAACCGGAGCAAUCCCGGAUGAUCUUUCCCUCUCAUUGUCGCUUUCCUUCAUCGACGUGUCAUACAACAAUCUCUAUUCAUCUCUUCCUUCAGGGAUUCUCUCCAUUCAAAACUUACAGAAUUUUAUAGCUUCUAAGAACAACUUAGACGGUCAUAUUCCUAACCAGUUGCAAAAUUGCCCUUCCCUUGCUGUCCUUGAUCUUUCCUACAAUCAUAUCUCCGGCGUAAUCCCAAAAAGUAUUGCUUCAUGUGAAAAGCUAGUCAUUUUGAACCUUAAGGAAAACCAACUCUCAGGUGAAAUUCCACACACAGUUGCAGGAAUGCCCACUUUAUCCAAACUUGACCUUUCUAACAAUUCUUUAACUGGUCAAAUACCUGAAAACUUUGGGAACUCACCUGCUUUGGAAAUGUUCAAUUUGUCCUACAACAAACUUGUAGGUCCUGUACCCACAAAUGACAUGUUUUCUGUUAUAAACCCGAAUGAAGUCAGAGGCAAUGCCGGUCUUUGUGGUGGCGUACUUCCCCCAUGUUCUAGGAGCAAUGAAAAAUAUUCAGGUCGGCCUAAACAUAAGCACAUUAAUCAUGUAAUCAUAGGAUUUGUAGUAGGAAUAUCGGCCAUUCUAGCAGUCGGGCUUGCAUUUUUUGCAGGAAGGAUGGUGUAUAGAAGAUGGUAUUUGUAUAGCAGUAGAGUAGAAGAGUGGUUUACAAGCACCAACAAAGAAUGGCCUUGGAGACUAGUAGCAUUCCAAAGGCUGAACUUCACUUCUCCUGACAUAUUAGCAUGCUUGAAGGAAUCAAAUGUGAUCGGAAUGGGUGGAACCGGGAUAGUUUACAAGGCCGAGAUCCAAAGGCCACACUCAAUCAUAGCAGUGAAGAAGUUGUGGAGAUCAGCAGGUGACCCUGAAGCAGGAGAAAACUUGCUAGCUGAGGUUGAACUACUAGGAAGAUUGAGGCAUAGGAACAUAGUUAGAUUGAUAGGCUACUUGCAUAAUGAGAAUGAUGUGAUGAUGGUUUACGAGUACAUGCCUAAUGGGAACUUGGGAACAGCAUUGCACGGUAGUAAACAAAGUCCGAAGAACAACAUGCUAGUCGAUUGGGUGUCUAGGUAUAAUAUAGCACUAGGAGUAGCUCAAGGCCUGUCCUAUCUCCACCAUGAUUGUCAUCCUUCAGUGAUCCAUCGCGAUGUCAAGUCAAACAACAUCUUGCUAGAUGAGAACUUUGAUGCUCGAAUUGCUGAUUUUGGGCUUGCAAAGAUGAUGCUUCACAAGGAUGAGACAAUCUCCAUGGUUGCGGGAUCUUAUGGAUAUAUAGCACCUGAAUAUGGUUACAGCUUAAAAGUUGAUGAGAAGAGCGACAUCUACAGUUAUGGAGUCGUGCUCCUAGAGCUCGUUACAGGGAAAAAGCCAUUGGAUCCAAUUUUUGGAGAAUCAAUCGACUCAGUUGGGUGGGUGCGAGAAAAGAUUAGAAAGAACGGAGGAUUAGAGGAAGUACUUGAUCCCGAAGUAUCAGGCCAAUGCAAGUACAUACAGGAAGAGAUGUUACUGGUCUUGAGGAUCGCCCUUCUUUGCACAGCUAAACUUCCAAAGGAGAGGCCUUCCAUGAGAGAUGUUAUAUCAAUGCUCAAAGAAGCGAAGCCUCGGAGAAAGAGCAUUUGCAACAAUAAUGGAUAUCAAGAGUAUCAACCUAACAUUGACAAACCAGUCUUUAGCACAUCCCCAGUUACAGGCCUGUUGUAGAGAAUUUCAUGUAUUUACCAGCAUUGCCUGUAAUUCUUCCACCACCCUUUAUUUUUCUCGUGUAGAUUCCCACUUUUCUAUUUCUGCUUCCAUUUUUUUUUCUUAAUAUAAACUUCUAGCACAGAUAUAGUUGAAAAGAUUAUUAGACUACACUUGGUAGUCGUUUAUAACUUAUGUAUAUUGAGAUCUGUAUUAUAAGAUUAGGCAGGAGCUUCUUUAUCAAGCUCCACCAU
Messenger RNA from Chenopodium quinoa (quinoa), 3879 nucleotides. Its product is annotated as MDIS1-interacting receptor like kinase 1-like. The transcript has 2 exons. Gene Ontology annotation, biological process: protein phosphorylation. Lineage: Eukaryota; Viridiplantae; Streptophyta; Magnoliopsida; Caryophyllales; Amaranthaceae. The record is from RefSeq and is a predicted model, not a curated record. Gene Ontology annotation, molecular function: protein kinase activity; ATP binding; protein binding. The coding region runs from base 584 to 3646 and encodes 1020 amino acids.